Molecule: messenger RNA, 2974 nt
Organism: Corticium candelabrum
Lineage: Eukaryota; Metazoa; Porifera; Homoscleromorpha; Homosclerophorida; Plakinidae
Product: transcription elongation regulator 1-like
Exons: 18
Coding region: 83-2785 (900 amino acids)
Cellular component (GO): nucleus
Molecular function (GO): RNA polymerase binding; transcription coregulator activity
Source: RefSeq, a predicted model, not a curated record
AUUUCUGGUAAUUACUAGGAAUCCUUCUCAUUGUCAUUUGUUUUCUCGCUUGAAUACGCGUACACGUCGAUCUCCAGUGCCGAUGUUUUUUCUAGCCGCCCUUUUCUCUUUCCUAGUGGCCGUGAAUGGUCAGGAAUGCGACACCAAACCUCAAGUGCGCAAUUUCACGCUUGCUGACAACGACACGAGGAUUUUCUUCUAUGGAACGUUUUCCGGCGAAGUAGUCAAAUGUCUGUGGUAUGUGAAUGACGCGUCGAACGAUACGACCAGUGGUGCUAUCAAUGGAAAUGAAAUAAACUGUCCUGUGCCAUCGUUUCUUGUGAGCCACUUGAGUAACAAUGAAGACAUGACUGGAUCACCUUUACAAGGCACUCAAAAUCAAGCUUCUAUUGGAGGAGGCAUGGGUUUUAAAAUAGAGGUACAAAUUCAUGUGUAUUACACAAACACAACGAAUCAAAUGGCAUCAGACUGUUGGGGAGACAAGAUCUCUGUUGUUGGUGGCACAGGGCUCGUUCCGACGUUACCUCCUGAAACAAAUCCUGCUUUGCCUGCUUGCUGCGUAAGUGCUAUGAACUCUGUGUGUAGAGCAGAUUGCCAGGCCUCUUCAAACUUUGCUGCUCUGUCGAGAUGUACUCUUCAGGACAUUAAUCGGAUAGUGAACUGCACAGCUGAUUCAUGUGGCUUCGACAUCUGCGAGCAACAAUACAUGCACGACAAACGGACAGGACGCAUUGACAUGUGUUCAAUCCUUAGUAACUAUGAAACAUGUCUCAAUGGUGUUCGGUCUGACUGUGUGGGAUACAUGUCACGAAUUCGACAGGCACAGACGGACGUUGCGGGUAACUUGUCGAGCAUGUGCAGCACAACAGCCACCGUCACGUCACUCUCAACAUUCUCAACACCUGCAGCGAUCACAACAUCAACUGUCCCCAAAACGUCAGCAUCGUCCCUAACGACGACGUCAUCUAUGAGUUCCGAAGAGGCAAACGACUCGAAAGAGACAGAAAAGCCGAGCAACGAAACACAAGACGAAGUGCAAGAGAUUACAGCGAAGGAAGCGAAGAAAGAGCAGCCGAGUGAUCGACCAAUUGCGAGUCGGCCGAUACCCGGAAAGGCGUGGCAGGUGGUGUUUACAGGCGAUGGUCGGGUGUUCUUCUUUAAUCCAGUUAGUAAGGUGUCUGUGUGGGAGAUACCGAAGGAGCUGAGUGGAGUCGCGAAUUUGGAGAAGUUGAUGGAGAUGCCUGAAGGUAAGGGAGAGUCGGAUGAGAGCGAUAAGGGUGAGCAACUGGAGGAGGAGGAUAAGGAGGAGGAAGAGAAGAAGGGUGAGGAUGGGGAAGAAGGGGAACCGGCUGCGAAGAAACUGAAGACAGACGAAGACGCCGAGCCAGCCGUCUUAUCAGCCGAACAACGUGCGGCAAACCUUCGUGCCACCCUCAGUCUUGACGAACGUCAGCAACGUUUCCACGAAAUGCUAACAGAGAGAAAUGUAUCAGCCUUCUCAACAUGGGAGAAGGAGCUACCAAAAUUUGUGUUUGACGAACGUUACUUGUUGUUGACGGUGAGAGAACGUAGGGGAGCGUAUGAUGUGUAUGUGAAGAAGAGAGCGGAGGAGGAGAGGAAGGAGAAGAGCAAGAGGCUUCGAGAGAAGAAGGACGACUACAGGAAGCUGUUGGAAGAGUCGAAGCUCACAGUCAAGACGACUUUCAGCGAGUUCUCGCUGAAACACGGACGAGACUCUCGAUUCAAAGGCAUCGAAAAGAUGCGCGAACGUGAAGCUCUCUUCACCGAGUUCCUCUCAGAGCUCAAAGUUCGACAGAAAGAAGAAGCUCGUCAUCAAGAAGACAAGGUGAAAGACGACUUUUUUGAGAUGUUGUCGGAGAGACGAUCACUGAAGCCGAAAUCGAGUUGGAACAAAGUGAAGGGAAAGUUUGAACAUGACAGUCGGUAUAAGGCGGUCGAUGGGUCGAGAUUGAGGGAAACGUUGUUCCAGGCGUAUAUUUCUAAGUUGGUGCAGGCACAGGAUGCCAACGAAGACGACGAAACAGUCAAGAAAGAUCGAGAACGUCGUGACAGAAUAGAAGCAAGUUUGAGAGAAAGAGAAAAAGAAGUGCGUAAAGCAAGGGAAGACCAGUCCAAGGAGUGGCACGUCUCAAGAGAACAACACCGAAAAGAAGAAACACUCGGAGGCUUCAAGGCAUUCUUGACCGACAUGGUUCGUGAUUCCGAGUUAAGUUGGAGAGACGCAAAACACGUAUUGAAGAAAGACCACAGAUGGUCAGACUUCUCUCUCCUCGAAUCGGUGGAGAGAGAGCAUCUCUUUGAGCAGCACAUCCAACUGCUGAGAAGCAAGAAACGGAAAGGAUUUCACCAAAUGCUUUCUGAUGUGAAGGUAAUGCUGACGUCGUCUUGGAAGGAUGUGAAGAAGAAGACGAAGGACGAUCUUCGAUAUGAGAGGUUUUCAUCUAGUGACUCUGUUUGCAAAUCUGAAUUUGAGAGAUACAUGGAAGAGCUGGAAAAGAAGGCGUGGACUGAGUUUAGAUCUCUUCUCAAAGAGACCAAGUUAAUCACCGACAAAUCCAAGAAAAUGAUUGAAGAGUCUGAUUUGCAUCUACGAGAUAUAAAAGAGAUACUAAAAAAUGAUCUUCGCUGGCUCGUGUUGGAAUGCAUGUCUGACGAGAGAGAGAGCAUUCUUAUGGACUACAUCGAUGAGUUACACAAGCGGGGUCCGCCUCCGCCUCCAACAGCUACAGAACCAGUGGACAGCAGGCGAAAACGCAAUCCAUAGGUUUGAAUAGGUCACGUGACUCACGUGAGUAGGCGUUUUAUGUAUGACAUUCGGCACGUGAUUUUGAUGUAUGCACGUGACGUGCUUAUCUGUUCAAUACGAUACAUAUGUUAUGAGAAAGUAGGCUGUACAUGUACAUGCAGAUUUGGAACGUUGCGCAGUGGCUUAUCUUAAAAAGAUGACGUAAAA